CAAUGGGAGAGGAGAAGGGCAUGACACAAAUGCUAAAGGAAUGCAGUCUCAGUGACAAGUUGUGUAUUGUCUGGCACCAGCAGUAUGAAAUCAUCAUCAUCCCAGCCUUUCUGGUUGGUGCCUCCCUCAUCAUUCUUGGGGUCAUCCUGUGGCUUUUUAUCAGAGAAAAAAGAGCUCAACAGCAGUCUCCUGGACUCCAAGGCAUUGCUCCUGUGCCUCCAUUUAGGGGCCAAAACGGGGAAGCAGGAGGACAUGAGGGAAGUGUAUUUGUGCCACUUAAGGAGACAUCGGUGGAAAGCCUUCUACAAACAUCCACACAUGCCCUGGCUGAGCUGCAGAUACCUCGGGAGCAACUCUCUGAAGUUCUGGAGUGGAUCUACAAUGGUAGUUGUGGGGCCAUCUAUCGAACCAAGAUGUACCCUGGGGACCCAGCUAAGUCCAAGGACGUUGUCCUCAAGGUUUUAAAAGAACCAGCUAGGCUCCAAGAGAUACAGGAUUUCUUAGGGCGAAUCCAGUUCUAUCAGUACCUGGGGAAGCACCAAAACCUGGUACAGCUGGAAGGCUGCUGCACAGAAGGAGAGCCGCUCUAUAUGGUGUUGGAGGAUGUUGCCCAGGGGGACCUGCUCAGCUUUCUCUGGACCUGUCGCCGGGAUGUGAUGACUAUGGAUGGCCUUCUCUAUGAUCUCACUGAAAAGCAAGUGUAUCACAUUGGGAAGCAGGUUCUCUUGGCUUUGGAAUUUCUUCAGGAUAAACAUCUGUUCCAUGGGGAUGUGGCAGCCAGAAAUAUUCUGAUCCAAUGUGACCUUACCGCUAAGCUCUGUGGACUGGGCCUGGCUUAUGAAGUCCACACCCAAGGGGCUAUCAUCUCUACUAGCACCGUCCCCCUCAAGUGGCUUGCCCCAGAACGGCUACUGCUGAGACCAGCUGGCAUCAGAGGAGACAUCUGGUCCUUUGGUAUCCUGCUUUAUGAGAUGGUGACUCUAGGGGCACCACCAUAUCCUGAAGUCCCUCCUAUCAGCAUUCUACAGCAUCUGCAAAGAGGGAAGAUCAUGAAGAGACCCAGUAGCUGCACACAAACCAUGUAUAGUCUUAUGAAAUCCUGUUGGCGCUGGAAAGAGGACAAACGCCCUUCACUUAGAGAAUUAUGCUCACGCCUAGAAACUGCCGCUCGAACUGCAGAUGACAAAGCUGUGUUGCAGGUACCAGAGUUGGUGGUGCCUGAAUUGUAUGCAGCUGUGGCAGGCAUCAGCGCAAAGAGCCUCUCCUACAGCUACAGCGUCCUUUGAAGAUCCUGGGGCAAGAAACAUGUAUGGCUGAUCAUAAACUCUGGGAAUUCCUCUAAGAACAGAGGAUGGACUUUCCAGUGGGACAUAAAGGAAGAAGUGGGAGAUGGAGCUGGAUCUCCCCCUAUAUAUUUUCCUAGAUAUGUGAAAUGAUGCUGGGUGAGACUCUACACACCAGAGUAGAGAAAUACAGUUUCAUUUAUGUUGUCCCAUUCCUAAAGAAUUAGGGUAGAAGUGGUAGAUAAUGUCACUGCAAAGAAGGUUUUAUAAAUCUGAAAAAAAGUUUUCUGCGGGGGUCGGGGAGGAGGGAUCAUGGCACAAAUAAGCUGGUACAUCCUACCACUGGCUAGUUUCCUCCUGAAACAUGCUUUUAUCGAGACUAUUAUAAGGCCCAGAGAAAUUAGAAUCAAACGAGGAAAUAGCCCCAAAAGGAAUUGAUGAGAAAGAAAGCUAAAGGUUCUAUUUGCUCAGGGGUAUAGAUGUGAACCAAGGUCAUCCUUCAAAGAGAAGGUGGAGGGAAGAUAGAAAGUUCCACAGUAAUGAUCCCUUCAUGCAGGGCUAGAGGAGAGCCAUGAAGGAAAAUUUCUGAGUUUCCCCUGGGUACAGGUAAGAGAAAGAUGGUCCCCUUUUAUAUAAUGCUGAGGCAAGUGAACCCUGUUUAUACUACUUUUAACUAGAAGAUGGAGAGGUCAUUUGAUGAUUAAGAACAUUCAAUACAUAUUGUUCAUCAGUCUAGCUUCCUGGUCCCUAUAAGAUUAGGGAGACUGAGCCUAGAGUCAGUUAGGAACAUGAAUAAUAUACCGGGUAUGUUUAAAAAAUAUGAAAGGUGGAAACCAAGCAAGAAUGCUUAGUAGGCCAGGUCUUUAUCAAGGCCUACCAAAGUAUAUCCAAGCCAGAAGGAUAGUAGUUUCUGAUUUUGAAUUAUCCAUUGAUACUGUGAAACUUAUUCCAUUAAAUUAAUAUUUAUUGAGUGAAAGUAGGCUCUUCAGAUAUACAAUGGCCAGAAUCUCUAUAGUAGGAAGGAUAAAAGUGAAUGGAAGAUAGAAAAAUUAAAUAGAUAACCUACAUUGUCUGAAAAAGGAUAGAAUGGGUAUAAUACUUACCUCACAGGGUUGUUGUAAGGACUGAAGGAGAAUAUGUAUUUGUAUGAUAUCUGGCAUAUAAUACAUGCUCAAUAAAUGUUAGUUUCCUUUCUUUCCUCUUCCUAUUCUAGAAUCUUUUAUAUCUUUUUCUUUUAAAAUCUACUGUAGCCAAGAAGAAAACAUUGGUCACCAGUCACGCUGAUGUAGGAUAUGCCUAAAGACAAUGGU
This is a messenger RNA of Eptesicus fuscus (big brown bat), 2593 nucleotides long. RefSeq names its product serine/threonine/tyrosine kinase 1 (gene STYK1). Gene Ontology annotation, molecular function: ATP binding; transmembrane receptor protein tyrosine kinase activity. The record is from RefSeq and is a predicted model, not a curated record. Gene Ontology annotation, biological process: positive regulation of kinase activity; cell surface receptor protein tyrosine kinase signaling pathway; multicellular organism development. The transcript is spliced from 9 exons. Gene Ontology annotation, cellular component: signaling receptor complex. The coding region runs from base 3 to 1286 and encodes 427 amino acids. NCBI's taxonomy places the organism in Eukaryota, Metazoa, Chordata, Mammalia, Chiroptera, Vespertilionidae.